Molecule: messenger RNA, 2215 nt
Organism: Ricinus communis (castor bean)
Lineage: Eukaryota; Viridiplantae; Streptophyta; Magnoliopsida; Malpighiales; Euphorbiaceae
Product: protein high chlorophyll fluorescent 107
Exons: 8
Coding region: 105-2051 (648 amino acids)
Biological process (GO): regulation of translation; mRNA processing
Cellular component (GO): chloroplast
Molecular function (GO): single-stranded RNA binding; protein binding; mRNA binding
Source: RefSeq, a predicted model, not a curated record
UUUGUACUUUACAGAGCCCGCCCAAAUUCUCUUCCAAGCAAAGAGAAACAGUUUUAUCGGUUAAUAACUGAACUAGAGAAAAAAAAAAAAACAAAAAAAAAAAAAUGCACUUCUUCUCUGCUUCUUCUUCUUCAUCAUCAAAGGCAACAAGUUUGAAUCUUUUCAGUUCCUCUCAAAACUCUAACAAUAAAAAAUACAUAAAUCCAGCUUCCAGAUUUUCCUUCAAAGUCCCGACCAAGGCUGCUCGUCCAAUCCCAUAUUCUUCAAAGCAAUCCUCUCCAGUUCUUGAUCAAAGACCACCACUUUCAUCACAAUCAAGAAACAGAGAAGUAAGAAAAGAAACACAAAAGGAUUCUUUUGAGGAUCUGCUUGUAGUUCGCAGACCUGCAGUGGAGGUUUCUGGUGAAGAUUCUGACGAUGAAGAUGUUGUUUUUGUUAAUGAUGAUAAGAAAUCUUCAGCUAUCAUUGAUGCUGGUCUCGAGAAGUUUGCCAAGAAAAUGCCCAUUUUUGAACCAGAGAGAAUGGAGUUAGGUUCUUCUUCUUCUCAGGAAAAGCCUCUUGCUGUCAAUUUGGACUUGGCUUUGUAUAAGGCCAAGGUUUUGGCUAGAGGUUAUAGAUUUGCAGAGGCUGAAGUGAUACUACAAAAGUGUAUUAACUAUUGGUCUGAAGAUGGGAGGGCAUAUGUAGCAUUAGGAAAGAUACUAACCAAGCAAUCAAAAACAGCAGAAGCUAGAGCUGUAUAUGAGAAAGGGUGCCAGGCAACUCAAGGAGAAAAUGCCUACAUUUGGCAGUGCUGGGCUGUUUUGGAAAAUAAGAUGGGUAAUAUAAGGAGAGCAAGGGAGUUGUUUGAUGCUGCCACAGUUGCUGACAAAAGACAUAUAGCUGCCUGGCAUGGUUGGGCAGUUCUAGAGCUAAAACAGGGAAAUAUCAAGAAGGCAAGACAAUUGCUUGCUAAAGGCAUCAAGUUCUGCGGUGGAAAUGAGUACAUAUAUCAAACGCUUGCACUGUUGGAAGCUAAAGCAAAUCGUUACGAGCAGGCCCGUUAUUUGUUUAGGCAAGCCACUAAGUGCAAUCCAAAAAGCUGUGCCAGUUGGCUUGCGUGGGCACAGGUGGAGGUGCAACAGGAAAACAACCUUACAGCUAGGGAACUUUUUCAGAAAGCAGUACAAGCUAGCCCCAAGAAUAGAUUUGCAUGGCACGUAUGGGGAGUUUUUGAAGCUAAUAUUGGAAAUAUCGAAAUGGCAAGAAAGCUUUUGAAGAUAGGUCACACACUCAAUCCGCGGGAUCCUGUUCUUCUUCAGUCUCUUGCAUUACUGGAAUAUAAACACUCUACUGCAAAUCUUGCACGAGUGUUGUUCAGGCGGGCAUCUGAGUUGGACCCGAAGCACCAACCAGUAUGGAUUGCUUGGGGAUGGAUGGAAUGGAAAGAAGGAAAUAUCUCCGCUGCUAGAGAGCUAUACCAGAGAGCACUUUCAAUUGACUCGAGUAGUGAAAGUGCUGCUAAAUGUCUACAGGCUUGGGGUGUUCUUGAACAGAGAGUUGGCAACUUAUCGUUAGCUCGUAGAUUAUUUAGAUCAUCGCUGAAUAUAAACUCCCAGAGUUAUAUAACAUGGAUGACAUGGGCUCAAUUUGAGGAGGACCAAGGGAACUCUGUACGAGCUGAGGAAAUUCGUAACCUUUAUUUUCAGCAACGAACUGAAGUUGUAGAUGAUGCUUCAUGGGUUAUGGGAGUUCUAGACAUCAUUGAUCCAGCACUUGACAGCAUAAAGAGACUCCUGAAAUUUGAUCAGAAUAAGGAGCAGGAGUCUUCUAGUAGUAAACCAGGCAAAUAUGAAGCUAAUGCUAAUGUUCCUUCAAGUAAUGCCGAUGGCAAUCUCACAAGAAGUAGAAGUGGAUUUGAUUUAGAUUCUUUCAUCAAGGAAAGGCUGUCUUUAGAUCAAUCAAAGGUGGAUGUUCAGUUGGAAACAUCGGGCAACCCAACACCAUGGAGAGUUUCACAGAGAAGACUAUGGAGAUCAUCGCCCACAAAAUUAUCAAAAACUAGAACUUAAUGGUAGAAUUCAAUUCUGAUAAUCUUGAGCCACUAUAGGCCAGGUUGAUAUUUGGAAUACUGUAAACUUUGCACUCAUUGACACUGAUAGUAACAGCAGAAUGUGUUCACAAUCUGUAUAGUGUUAUUCAUAUAAGAAAAUGAGAAAGUUUGACAUUUUUUUUU